CUUCCCCAACCAAAACUCUCAGCUAGCAUAUAUAUAAACUCCUUCAAAGCUUUCAUCAUAAUUCAAACCCUAAAAACAGAAGGAAAGAACAAAGAAUGUCUGGUGUUUGGGUUUUCAAAAAUGGAGUGAUUCGCCUUGAGAACCCUGGAGGUGAGCAAGGCGACGGUCAAAGCCGACCUGGCGGAAGCCGUCGCAAGGUCUUGGUUCAUCUCCCUACCAAUGAGGUAAUAAGCUCCUAUGAUAUGCUUGAAACGAAGCUACGCGAGCUCGGUUGGGAGCGAUAUUCUGGCGACUCUUCCCUCGUUCAGUUCCACAAGCGCUCCUCAGUGUAUCUCAUCUCCCUCCCUAGAGAAUUCUCUAGGCUUAGCACGGUUCAUAUGUAUGACAUAGUUGUCAAGAGCCGCAAUGUUUUUGAGGUAAGAGAUGCUUAACAUAAGGAUAAAGGGUUCAGGAUGGUAAGGGUGCAACCAUGAUUGGCUCAAUUAAUCAGUUUUAAUGAGCUUAGAGUGUGUAUAUUACUAUGUAAGGGUUGGCAUGGUGCUAGCUAGCUAAUUUCAAUGUUUGAUCUUCAUUAUUUUGUAUACAUUAAGAUUUCGUUUGGGAUGACUUUCUUAUUGUUUCUUUAAAAAGGUUUCUACAAAAAAAAAAAAGUUAUAAGAAAUAGUAAGAAAGCUGUUCCAAACGAAGCCUAAGUCAUUUGAAGCUAUGUUUGAUCAUUUUUCAGAAACCCUAGCUGAUGAGUAGUGAUUAUUAUAUUUUGUUGUUGCUCCCAUAGGACUGUUCUUAUGCUCUUGAAUGCAUGAAUUAUUAUCUUCA
Molecule: messenger RNA, 816 nt
Organism: Dendrobium catenatum
Lineage: Eukaryota; Viridiplantae; Streptophyta; Magnoliopsida; Asparagales; Orchidaceae
Product: flowering-promoting factor 1-like protein 3
Exons: 1
Coding region: 96-431 (111 amino acids)
Biological process (GO): regulation of flower development
Source: RefSeq, a predicted model, not a curated record